ACAGCUCACGAAUUUUCCUACCACUUUCCUUGAAAUCAAACAAAAACUAUCCUUUAGUAUAUAUAUUUAUAGCCAUCGUUUUCUCAGCGAAACCCCAAAAAGACAAUCUUUCUUUCAAAAAAUUUAGUUCUCUCUCGUAACUCUUCAUAACAAUUUUCUUGAUUGAUCAGAGCUUUCAUCAUUAUGGAGUGCAGGCCAUUAGAGAUCACGGUUGCCUCAGGCAAAGAUCUCAAAGAUGUGAACGUUUUCGGCAAGAUGGAUCUCUAUUGUGUUGUUUCCAUCAAGGGAGAUCCACACAAGUCUAAGCAGAAACAGAAAACCCACGUUCAUAAAGAUUGUGGGCCUAACCCUCUUUGGAAUUUCCCCAUGAAAUUCAACAUCGACGAAGCCGCUGCUCAACAAAAUCGCUUGCAAAUCAAGUUCAAGCUUCUAGCUGAGCGAAUGAUGGGAGAUAAAGAAGUUGGGGUGGUUUCUGUGCCUGUCAAGGAAUUACUGGAUUCAAAAGAUGGAAAAGGUGGUCUCAUGAGCUAUGCUGUCAAGACCCCAUCUGGGAAGAUGAAAGGAACGUUGAGUUUCUCCUUUAAUUUUGGUGAGAAAGUCAGUGCUCCUGCGCCGGAGAAGGCGAAAAAGACGGGCGAGCAUGUUGCUGCUGCUGCUUCUCCUGCAAAGGGAUAUCAUGAGCCCGUCACUGCCUACCCUGCAACGGGAUAUCAGGGUGCUCCUGGUUCAAGUUCUGCCUACCCAGCGCCACCGCCUCAAGCGGCUCCUUAUCCAUAUCCUUAUCCUUAUCAGUAUCCUCCACCACCCCAACAUGGUUAUGGUGGAUACCCACCUGCACCCGGACAUGGGUAUCCCGGUUAUCCACCACAACCCGGUUAUGGUGGGUAUCCACCAGUGAUGCAACAACAGAAGCCCAAGAAAAGUGGUAAAGGAAAUAUGGCUUUGGGAUUGGGAGCUGGAUUGCUUGGUGGAUUGCUGGUUGGUGAUAUGAUUUCCGAUGUUGGUGAGAUGGCUGCCUAUGACGAUGGCUUUUCUGAUGGACUUGAUUUUUAGGGUUUUUUUAUUUUAUUGGCAUUGUAAUAAUUUCUUUCCUUUGGUAUGUAAUUAACCAUGGAUUUGAGUGACUAUUUUAUAUGAAUAAAUAAGCUUCUUUAUAUUAAA
Populus trichocarpa (black cottonwood) is the source of this 1161-nucleotide messenger RNA. Its product is annotated as protein SRC2 homolog. Gene Ontology annotation, biological process: defense response. Lineage: Eukaryota; Viridiplantae; Streptophyta; Magnoliopsida; Malpighiales; Salicaceae. Bases 184 to 1053 code for a protein of 289 amino acids. The record is from RefSeq and is a predicted model, not a curated record. The transcript has a single exon.